Messenger RNA from Prorocentrum cordatum, 441 nucleotides. The record is from the annotation of a GenBank genome assembly. NCBI's taxonomy places the organism in Eukaryota, Dinophyceae, Prorocentrales, Prorocentraceae.
AUGGCGCGCAUCUUCAUGUCUGCCGUCGUCGCCCUGGCGCUGGUCGUCGGCGCCGCUGGCGAAGACGCAGUCACCAGCGCGUGCACGGUGGCGAACAGGGAAUCCUGCAAGUGCCUCCUCUCCAGCGACGUCUUCGGGUCCGACCCGAAGCCGUGCGAAGAUCCAGUGGACGAGAACAUCGCCAACGCGACGAUCAGUCGUGCCCACAGGUUCCCACAGGGCAGGGAGUGCGAGGCGAUGCAGACGGUCGUAUCGUGCGCCUCGCAGCUAGGCUGCAUGGACAAGCAGGUCACGCAGCUGUGCGGCCAGGUCGUGAACAAGCUGAACAUGUUCCAGAAGGGGAGCUGCGAGAUCGAGUGCAGCGGCGGCCACCGGGCCCUGGCCGGUGCCCCCGCGCUCCUGGCUGCGGCGGUCGCGCUGCUGCUCCUGGCGCCGCAGUGA